AAGAAGAGGAAUAGAGGUAUCAUGCAGAUCUUCGUUAAGACGGCCGGAGGCCAGACUGUGGCCGUGCGCGUCUCCGCUGAGGGGACGGUGGCCUCGCUGAGGAGUGCGGCCUGCGUUUCGCAGGGCCGCCUCUUCUUCGGUGGCGCCUGCCUCGAAGAGGAGGCGUCGCUUGCCGCCAUUGGCCUGGUUUCGGGGUCCACCGUUCAGGAGGUCGUCCCGGUAGAGGGCGGUAAGGGCAAGAAGAAGAAGAAGCGCAUCUUCACGAAGCCGAAGAAGCCCAACCACAAGCACAAGCUUGAGAAGAUGCGCGCGCUCAAGUACUUCAAGGUCAUCGAGAACGACGACGGCUCCUACACGGUGGAGCGGACCCGUCAGGAGUGCCCCCACCCCCAGUGCGGCGCCGGCGUCUUCAUGGCGCAGCACAAGGAUCGCAAGUACUGCGGAAAGUGCCAUCUGACCUACAAGGAGGAGAGCAAGUAAAGUGGGAAGGAAGACACCUUUACCGGGGUCAAUGAUGCUUUAACCAUUUUUCUGAUCAUUUUGUUUUUGUAAUUUAUUGUGUAAAAAAAAA
Messenger RNA from Phytomonas sp. EM1, 571 nucleotides. Lineage: Eukaryota; Euglenozoa; Kinetoplastea; Trypanosomatida; Trypanosomatidae. The record is from the annotation of a GenBank genome assembly.